GAAUGUGACCAUCCAUUAAGCGCCGGAGUGUUCGGGAAAAGACAUGUGAAGCCACGUGAUUUAACAGUUACUUGUUGUAUGGAAGACCGUUGUAACCAUCUUGCACCACAGACACCAAAACCAAUAUCACACUGUGUCAAAGAUUUGGUUUUAGUUGUUGAUGAUACGUCCAGAAUUCAACCCUUUGAAAACGCUGUGCAUUCGUUUUUGCAAAAUGUUGUUUCUAGUCUCCCUAUUAGUACAACAGAUAUUCACGUGGCUCUCGGGAUGUUUUCAAAUGACUUCCUACCUAUAUUUGACUUUAAUGAUCACCCCUCGAAAGCAGACACACUCCAUGCUAUAUCAACGCAAGUGUUUAGAGGUGACCAGCGCGGAGAUACUAAAGAAGCGCUUAAUUACAUCAUCAAUCAUGCGCUGACACCUACAUCCGGUGAUAGACCGAACGCACAAAACGUUGUUCUUCUCAUAACCAGUCAUGAUACUGGUCAUGAUCGAGAGCUAUUGUGGAAAGAGAACCAGGUACAUAUGGCGGCAGAUGUCAUCUUGGUUCAAUUUGGACAUGCAGACUUCAAAUACCUGGCCUCUGGUAACAAUCACAACUUCCACCUUUCUUCUGGGUACCAGAUAUCGCAAAUAGCUCAAAAUGUCACUAAUUUGAUUAUGUGUUAGCUCACAAUAAACGAAUAAAACAUAAUAAGCGUA
Molecule: messenger RNA, 702 nt
Organism: Ruditapes philippinarum (Manila clam)
Lineage: Eukaryota; Metazoa; Mollusca; Bivalvia; Venerida; Veneridae
Source: RefSeq, a predicted model, not a curated record